AUGAAACAAUUAGUAGACAGCGGUUUGCAUCCCGAAGAAGAUUUACGCCAACAGAAUACUGGUUUCGAUAAAUCGGAUGACCCCGAAUUUGCUGCUUAUUUAAGAGGCAAAGGUCAUCGGCCUAGUUCAGAUCAAAGAAAAGCGGUAAAAAAAUUAGACAUUGCUUUUAAACAACUCACCGGUGGGUUAGAUUUAUCUGAUUUUGUUAAUUUAAAAAUAUUAAAUUGUUCAGGCGAAAAUUAUUUUCGCCAAGACUUAUCUUUUCUGAAAGGAGCAGUUAAUUUAGAACGACUUGAUUUAUCUAACAAUGAAUUUUUUGGUUCUUUAAUAUACUUAAAGGAAAUGGAUAAAUUAAAAAUCCUUGAUAUUGACAAAACUAAUAUUGAUGACGGGUUGGA
Racocetra persica is the source of this 398-nucleotide messenger RNA. Lineage: Eukaryota; Fungi; Glomeromycota; Glomeromycetes; Diversisporales; Gigasporaceae. The record is from the annotation of a GenBank genome assembly.